Ananas comosus (pineapple) is the source of this 2198-nucleotide messenger RNA. RefSeq names its product chitin-inducible gibberellin-responsive protein 2-like. Gene Ontology annotation, cellular component: nucleus. Lineage: Eukaryota; Viridiplantae; Streptophyta; Magnoliopsida; Poales; Bromeliaceae. The transcript has 2 exons. Gene Ontology annotation, molecular function: sequence-specific DNA binding; DNA-binding transcription factor activity. The coding region runs from base 245 to 1915 and encodes 556 amino acids. Gene Ontology annotation, biological process: regulation of DNA-templated transcription. The record is from RefSeq and is a predicted model, not a curated record.
CCUCUCUCACCCUAUUUCUCUCUCUCUCUCUCUCUCUCUCUCUCUCUCCGUCCAAAUGAACUCCUUAAUUAGCUCUCCAAAUUUGCUAAAGCCAAAAUCUUUGGAUUCAAAAAGAUCUUGGUUUGAUUCUACCCACAGAUGAGGAGUUAUAUUGACAGGUAACUGUUUUUGAUGAUAAAUUAUCCAACUCAGAUACGGUUUUUUCAAAUUACCUUAGCGAGCGAAGUCAAUUUACGAAUCUGACAUGACAGCUUCUCCUAUAAAGCAUUCGGCCGCUAACAUAUCCAUGCAAUCCUCUAAACAGUACGGAUACCCAGAUAACUCCCAGAAACCAUACUAUGAUCGUAAACCCAUGUCGGUUACAGAAGAGGAGUUGCAUUAUGUGCCACAAAAUCACCAAGAUCUACACUAUCUAUCCUCCGAUGAUAAUUCCCAGAGAGGGAGUAUUCCGCCUCAGAAACCAAGUCAAGAGCAAUACUGCACUCUUGAGUCAUCUUUGGCUCCUCCUGUUUGUACGAAACAGAAUUCGCCACCAUCUUCUGUUAGCUUUUCUUCUUCGAGUGGGAGCCCACAUUCUCAGCAGGAUAGUCAAUCGGACAAUACCUACGGGUCCCCUAUAAGUGUUUCGUGUAUUACCGAGGAUCCACAUGAUCUAAAGAACAAAUUACGGGAAAUAGAGACUGCAAUGCUUGGACCAGACUCAGAUAAUAUAGUUAACAGCUUUGAAACCUCCUUUGCAAGCCAUCUCUCUCUCGAACCUGAGAAGUGGAAGCAAGUGCUUGAAAUCCCUAAAGGAGAUUUGAAGCAGGUGCUUAUAGCUUGUGCUCGAGCUAUGGCCGAGGAGGACUUUUUCGUGGUGGAAUGGCUUAUGUCUGAGCUAAGGCCGAUGGUUUCAGUCUCUGGGGAGCCGAUCCAACGGUUGGGAGCCUACUUGUUGGAAGGGCUUGUGGCUCGGCGAGCCUCCUCGGGUAGUUCGAUAUACAAAGCUUUGAAGUGCAAAGAACCCACAAGUUCUGACCUCCUUUCGUACAUGCACAUCCUUUAUGAAGCAUGUCCCUACUUCAAAUUUGCGUACAUGUCGGCAAACGGCGCGAUUGCAGAGGCUCUUAAAGGGGAGAACAUGGUCCACAUUAUUGAUUUCCAGCUCGCGCAGGGCACCCAGUGGGUGUCUCUAAUUCAGGCCCUCGCAGCAAGGCCCGGUGGGCCACCACGCGUCAAAAUCACUGGCAUCGAUGAUUCAGUUUCCGCUUACGCGCGAGGCGGUGGGCUUAAUCUAGUGGGCCACAGGCUAUCUCGACUUGCCGAGUCAUGCAAUGUGCCGUUUGAAUUCAACGCUGCUGCUAUGUCAGGGUGUGAAGUGGAGCGCGAACAUCUCGCGGUGCGGCCGGGGGAAGCAUUGGCUGUGAACUUUCCGUUUAUGCUUCAUCAUAUGCCUGAUGAGAGUGUGAGCACUGCGAAUCACCGGGACAGGCUUUUGAGAUUGGUGAAGAGUCUCAAUCCAAAGGUGGUGACCCUUGUGGAGCAAGAAUCCAACACAAAUACAGCUCCGUUCUUCCCGAGAUUCUUGGAAACUCUAGAUUACUACACGGCUAUCUUUGAAUCGAUUGAUGUGACUCUCCCUAGAGAACAUAAAGAUCGAAUCAGUGUAGAGCAGCAUUGCUUGGCGAGAGACAUAGUCAAUAUUAUAGCUUGCGAGGGCCCAGAAAGGGUGGAAAGGCACGAGCUUUAUGGGAAAUGGAGGGCACGGUUCAUGAUGGCUGGGUUUAAGCCUUACCCGUUGAGCUCGUUGGUGAACGCCACGAUUAAGACGCUGCUGCAGAGCUACUGCACGAGUUAUAGCCUCGAAGAGAGAGACGGCGUGCUUUAUCUCGGGUGGCUGGAUAGACCGUUGGCCGUGUCUUGCGCUUGGAGGUGAAGUUCUUCUGAUCUGACUUUGUGACCAAGUAUAGUUAAAGAAUUUUCACUUUGUUGCCGUUGUCGUCGUCGUCGUCGUCGUCAUGUACCAGUCUUAAGUAUCUUUAGCUGUUUCGGUUUUUAGAAGUUAGGACCAAUCUCUGUAUUGUAAUCUAAUCGUAGAUUGUGACAUCGAACUUGAUGUUAGUAACAUGGAGCUUGGAAAAGUAUGUUGUUCUGCAGUACUUUAACGUUCUCUUCGUCCGCCGUUUGUUGCAUUUGCUUUUGUUGCAUUGGCUUUUGAA